Alligator mississippiensis (American alligator) is the source of this 2114-nucleotide messenger RNA. RefSeq names its product TATA-box binding protein like 2 (gene TBPL2). Gene Ontology annotation, biological process: DNA-templated transcription initiation. The coding region runs from base 654 to 1649 and encodes 331 amino acids. NCBI's taxonomy places the organism in Eukaryota, Metazoa, Chordata, Crocodylia, Alligatoridae. The transcript has 7 exons. The record is from RefSeq and is a predicted model, not a curated record. Gene Ontology annotation, molecular function: RNA polymerase II general transcription initiation factor activity; DNA binding.
AAGGGCAAAGAUCAGACCCAAAUUGGGGCCAGCUGAGAAGGAUGCUGUCUCUCUGAUGCCCAACCAAGGAUUUACAAGUACAGCUUAGCAAGGGACUCAUUCUGCUAGCCCUUUCCCUCACUGUUUAUUUAGCUGGGAAGGUUUGUGAAUCAACAUCUUCCCCCACUUGGGCUCCCUAUUGCCUAAAUCCCUGGGCAGGCAGCUGCACUUCUUGCAGUUCACUCCUGAUGUAUUUCUCCAGCUACUGGGAUACUCCUAGGCAGCCAAGAAGGGAUUGCUGGGAGCAGAGCACAAGAGGAAGAGGAAGCAGGGCCUAGAAGCAAGUCUAGUCCCCACAGUGCCAUCUACAUGGGAUCUCAUCCACAGGGUAGAGGUGAUGAUGCCCAUAGUAGGGCAGGAGGCUUUGAUGCUGCUGGGAGCAGGCCAGGUUCCUGGUUAAAGGAGAAAAGUUUAAACUCUCUGCUCCCUCCCCCACAGCAGCUGCAGCUUGGUGGGGUGAGGGCUUCUUAACAUGAUGAGUCCCAGGUGGGGGUGGGUGCUCAGCACUGCUCCCUGUCUGCAGUCCCUGGCAUGCUCCAGUGCUGCCUGGUUUGCUUGGCUGCUCAGCAGGACGUGAAGUCUUUUGCCCCUGAGUAGACCCAGCUCCAGGGCUCAUGGAUGGGGAGGCCUCACUGGAAAGCUACCUGGAUGAGUGCACAAGCCAGGAUGACCUUUCAUCAACUUGUCCUCAGCUAUUUGCUCCCAUGAGCCCUUAUGACACGGAUCUACCGAUUCAUUCAGUUGAAGAUGCGUUGUUCAGUUCUCAUCUUAACCAGCCCAAAGAGCUUUCUACAGAUUUUUCUUCUGUGGAUCUCGGCUUUCUCCCAGAUGAUAUUAACCAAGAAAAUGAAGAACAAAUUUUUUCUGAGGAUGGUCAUGAAACAAAGGAAGAUAAAAAUGUGUUGCCAGCAGAAGAGCAAGGUAGUGGCAUUGUCAUGGAUGAGAGCAAUCUGCCACAAGUGGGCUGCACCAGUGUAACCCAACCAUCGCCUGACACUUCUGGCGUCUAUCCCCCCUUGACACCCAUGACUCCUAUGACCCCAAUGACCCCUGUCUCGGAAAGCUCUGGCAUUGUUCCUCAGUUACAGAAUAUAGUGUCUACUGUAAACUUGGCUUGUAAGCUAGAUUUGAAGAAUAUAGCUCUGCAUGCCAGAAAUGCAGAGUAUAAUCCAAAGAGGUUUGCUGCAGUGAUCAUGAGAAUCAGAGAACCAAGAACAACUGCCCUUAUAUUCAGUUCAGGGAAGAUGGUCUGCACGGGAGCAAAAAGUGAAGAGCAGUCACGACUUGCAGCGAGGAAGUAUGCACGUGUGGUACAGAAGCUUGGGUUUCCUGCCAAGUUCCUGGACUUCAAAAUACAGAAUAUGGUUGGCAGUUGUGAUGUGAGGUUCCCAAUCCGCCUGGAAGGACUGGUUCUAACUCACCAGCAAUUCAGCAGUUAUGAACCGGAACUGUUUCCUGGGCUUAUUUACAGAAUGGUCAAACCAAGGAUUGUGUUGCUUAUCUUUGUUUCUGGAAAAGUUGUAUUGACUGGUGCUAAAGAACGUUCUGAAAUCUAUGAGGCAUUUGAGAACAUCUAUCCUAUUCUAAAGGGUUUCAGGAAGGCAUCUUAAUACAGCUUGUCAGAAGACUAGAAGGAACGUGUGAGUUUGUAUGGUUGUGCAUACAGCAAACGUAAGAGCGUUUCUGAACCCAAAAUACACAGUUCUGGCUUAUCAAGUGAAUAAAGCCAUUUUGAACAAAUGGAACAAAUAAGACUACUUAUAGUUACAUAUUUUGCUGUAAGAUUUGAGUUCCAUAUGAGUUUGGUCUGUUUUUGUAGAGCUCUAUUCAAUUCACACUAAGGAGAGCUGUUUUUGAACAAGAAAAUAAGCUAGGACUAUUGCACUUACAAGCCAUUUCAUAAUGUUUGUAAUAAACCCAAUGUGUGCUUCUUCAGUAGAAUGGAGCUGGUGCCAUAAUGCAGUUUUGUUGAAAUGUCAAGGCCUUGAUCCACAUUUUUGUAUUACUGAAACAUAACUUUUUCAUGUUUAUUCUGAAUUUUGUAUAUUUUUGUCUACAAUAUAGUUUAUAAAAUU